AUGGCGGCGGCGGACGGGGGCGGCCCGGAGCUGGAGCCCCCGCGGCGCGGCUCGGCCGAGCCCGAACCCGAACCCGAGUCUGAGCCGGAGCCGGAGCUGGCGCUGGCGGCCGAGCUGUCGGCGCGGCGCAGCGCGGAGGCGCGGCAGCUGGUGCUGUCGCCGCGGCGGCUGUCGGGCCCGCUGCCCGCCGGGCUGUCGCAGUGGUUCCCGGCGCUGGAGGUGCUGGACGUGAGCGGGACGGGGCUGACGGAGAUGGGCGCGGAGCUGCUGUCCCUGCCGUGCCUGCACACGCUGCUGGCCAAGAACAACCGGCUGGGCGGGCCCGGGUCGCUGCCCAAGGGGCUGGGGCAGGCGCCGCUGGCGCGCUCCCUGCGCGUCCUGAACCUGAGCGGGAACAGCUUCACCGACGUGCCGCCCGUGCUGCUGCGGCUCCGCGGGCUGCGCAGCCUCAGCCUCGGCGGCAACCGCCUCCACAGCAUCCCGCCCGACAUCCAGGAGCUCCGCAGUUUAGAGUUCCUAUACCUUGGAGGGAAUUUCAUUACUUCAAUUCCACCUGAAUUAGCAAAACUGCCUUCUCUAAAGUAUCUAGUUCUGUGUGACAACAAGAUCCAGAGCAUUCCACCUCAGCUGGCACAGCUGCAUUCCUUGCGUUCCCUUAGCCUGCACAAUAACCUUCUGACUUACCUCCCUCGAGAGAUCCUUAACCUGGUUCACCUAGAGGAGCUGAGCUUGCGUGGGAACCCGCUGGUGGUUCGGUUUGUCCGUGACCUGACCUACAACCCCCCGAGCCUUCAGGAACUUGCAGGACGCACAGUCAAAACUCGCAAUGUUCCCUACGCUCCCAGCGAUCUCCCGGAGACUCUUGUCCGGUAUCUGAGCUUGGCCAGCAACUGUCCCAAUCCUAAAUGUGGAGGUGUCUACUUUGACAGCUGCGUCAGACAAAUCAAGUUCGUUGACUUCUGUGGGAAGUAUCGCCUCCCGCUGAUGCACUACCUGUGCUCCCCAGAGUGCUCCUCUCCCUGCAGCUCUGCCUCCCAGAGCUCUACUUCCCAGAGCGAGUCUGACUCUGAGGAUGAGGCCAGCGUCGCUGCGCACAGGAUGCAGAAAGUCCUUCUGGGAUAACAGGGAGCGAGAGGGGAAGACAGGAAGGAAAACAGAUUUGAAAAGCGAUAAUGGAACAGCGAAGCAUGAGCCACUGGCCUGAAGGGCUCAUGAGAAAUUGUCCUCGAGUCCAUGCAAGGGGCAGACCAUCUUAGCAAGCCUAGACUUGCUUGGUGCAGUGCUACUUAGUAGAUCUAACUCGGUAGCAUACUGCCUGUAGGUUGCCUGGGGUUGUUAGGAAUGUCUCCUGGCUGGGAGACACCCUCCCUCCCUCCCUCAGACGGGCAGGGGAGGGGGAUUUGUUCUCACUGGCGGAUUCAGAAGGGUUUUAAUACAUGAAGCUUCACUGGACUUUGGUCAUCCUGCAUAGCAAAGGAGACUGUCCAGAUCCUUUAACACUGUGGUAAAUCAGAAACAGGCUAAUGAUGCCAUGUGAGUACGUAUGGACCCCAGUGUUCUGUACAGCAGUUCCAUUCUUUUCUGUCUCCUUUGAUUUCAGUUACAGAUUUUACACCCAUCCACUGAAAAUGAAGAUUGAAAUGUUUUGUUCAGGACUAUUUCAAGCCCUGGUUACUCUUCCUUUGCCUAGAGGUGUAGCAUCUCUGAGCUGUUAUAGAUGUUAUAGCCAUCAGAAAACUGAAAUACCUUUCUUCUCCCUUGUUAUACUAAGCUGCUCUUAGUUCUCACUCUAACUGUACUUGUUAUUUUUCUUCCCCUUGCCUCUUCCCAUUACUCCUGGAGUGUUGCUGUCUUUAUGAUGUCUUCAGAAAACAGAGAAGUUGUUCUGCUGAGACUUCGUAUUACUUCAGACUUGUGGCCAUGUGUGCCUGUGCAAGGGACCAGAUGUGGUGCUCUCUGUCGCACUUUUGAGCCUCAGCUUACCCAAAGCAGAUCUGCUUUUAUAUCUGUGAAUUGCAGGAAAGGUCUUGACUGGCAGUCUUUGUUUAUGAACAGCCACGCUUCCCCUGCUGCAGUUAGCUCUGCUGUGCUUGGUAGAGUUACUUUCCAUCUUUUAGGUCAUCUUACUAAGAUACACAGCAGCUUAAUGGAAGUACCAAGGGAAGUGCUGUGGAGAAUGUAUUUUCUCCUGAUUCAGAACAUGAGAGGAAAAGCCAGGAGGGAAGCAAAGGCACGUUGUCUGAGCAUCUUGCACGAGGUGGUUUGGAAACGUCUUCCUUAUUUAUUUGUUUGCAUUUGCUCUUGUUUAAUAGCUGUGGCAGUCUGUUGGAUGGUUCAAAUAACACGUUCAGUUAUCUUAAACUAGGUUUAAAGGAAGGCUGCGGAAAACAGCUCACCAUUUUUAUGCAUCAAGAAAUUCCUUAUAAAAUUAAUAUUAUUAAUUGAGAGGUAUCUAUAAAUCUACUUUAUGAGGCUGUUGUUUGUUUUGCUCAGUGAGAGCUGCCCCCUUUAUUAAUAUUUCAUGGUAAACAAUCCUUUUGAUGCAGUUUCUGAUAGAGCAAAUCCAACUGUGCCUUUGAAUGCAUUAACAGAGCAAAAAACAUUAUGUUAAGAAGCUGAAAUGAACAAGAAAAACUUCCCUUAACCCACUUUGGCCCUACAGGGGAAAUUAAAAACCUGUGCUCCCCUCCUGUAUUCUGAAAACACAUGUACCUAUUUGAACAUCUUAGGGCAGCUCUGUGUUAAUGGUCCUGUUUAAUUAUCUUUGACACUUUAUAUAUUAAAGCACUUUGAUAAUUCUACUCUUUACAACUAACUUUAGUGAAUUUUUUUUUUUUAAUUAGACUAUAUUUUCCUUUCAUGUGACCU
Empidonax traillii (willow flycatcher) is the source of this 2868-nucleotide messenger RNA. It is a transcript of the gene LRRC58, whose product is annotated as leucine rich repeat containing 58. The record is from RefSeq and is a predicted model, not a curated record. Lineage: Eukaryota; Metazoa; Chordata; Aves; Passeriformes; Tyrannidae. Gene Ontology annotation, molecular function: protein binding. The transcript has 4 exons. The coding region runs from base 1 to 1122 and encodes 373 amino acids.